GUCGUAAAUCUACCUUAUUGAUCAUCACAUUUGAAGCAUUUCCGUCAAUUUGCACAAGGUGGAGCUUUCCAACGCGCACGCGUGAUGUACAGUUUGAUGGAUUUGCAUUGGCAGGACUGCUACAGUGCUACAAUUCUUUUCCUUCGUUAUUCCGUUGCAAUGUCUACACACAAGAAGAAGACCAGGAAGUUACGUGGACACGUGAGCCAUGGUCACGGCCGCGUUGGCAAACAUAGAAAGCACCCAGGUGGUCGUGGUAAUGCCGGUGGUAUGCACCAUCACCGAAUCAACUUCGACAAAUACCAUCCUGGUUAUUUUGGAAAGCUUGGUAUGAGGAAUUAUCAUUUACGACGCAACACUAAAUGGUGUCCCACUAUAAAUCUAGACAAAUUGUGGACUCUGGUCUCUGAACAGACGAGAUUGAAGUACAAAAAUGUUGAAGGCAAAGCACCUGUAAUCGAUCUUGUAAAAGCGGGAUAUUACAAACUCUUAGGAAAAGGACGUCUGCCGAAGCAACCUGUUAUCGUAAAGGCUAAAUUCUUCAGUAAACAGGCAGAAGACAAGAUCAAGGCAGUUGGUGGGGCAUGUGUUUUGUGUGCAUAAUCAUCGAAAUAUCAAUCUCUUGAUAAACGUGUAUCUUGUGAGUACUCAAACUUUGGAAUCUGAGAUAGAAGAUCAGCAUUAAUUUACAGAGAAUGUAUUUCCAUGAAAUGAUAAAUAAACAUUUUUUUAAUCUUAAAAUUAAA
This is a messenger RNA of Cyphomyrmex costatus, 746 nucleotides long. It is a transcript of the gene RpL27A, whose product is annotated as ribosomal protein L27A. Gene Ontology annotation, molecular function: structural constituent of ribosome. The record is from RefSeq and is a predicted model, not a curated record. Gene Ontology annotation, cellular component: ribosome; cytosolic large ribosomal subunit. Bases 85 to 603 code for a protein of 172 amino acids. NCBI's taxonomy places the organism in Eukaryota, Metazoa, Arthropoda, Insecta, Hymenoptera, Formicidae. The transcript is spliced from 6 exons. Gene Ontology annotation, biological process: translation.